AUAACUUGAAAAACAAGCGGACAAAUCGCACUGGGCGUUGAUUAAAUACCGACACUUUCUUCUGCUGUCCUUUCACGCGGUGGCGCUCGAAUGCCUCGCAGAGAAGAAAAGAAUUGUGAAAAAACUUCUCACUUCAGUUAACUCUGUGCGAACAGACUGAGUUGAGAGCAUCCGAGUUGGAAACUCGGCAAUGGCGGAGAUAGGAAAGAUGGUGCUUGACUCGGGAUGGCUAGCAGCGAGAUCCACCGAGGUUAAACUCACCGGGACUCAGCUGACCACCACUCAUCCUCCAACUGGCCCGACCUCUCCUUGGAUGGAAGCUGUCGUUCCUGGAACUGUUCUGGCGACUCUAGUAACAAACAAAACUGUUGGUGAUCCUUUCUAUGGUUUGGUGAAUGAGACGAUCGUUGAUAUAGCUGACUCUGGAAGGGAGUACUACACAUUCUGGUUUUUCACAAAAUUUCAGUGUAAGCUGUCAGGAACUCAGCAUUUAGAUCUGAAUUUCCGUGCAAUCAAUUACUCUGCAGAGGUGUACUUAAAUGGCCACAAAAAGGACCUUCCGAAAGGGAUGUUUCGGAGACAUUCCCUUGAAGUCACUGAUAUCCUAAAUCCUGAGGGUACAAACUUGCUGGCAGUUCUUGUUUACCCUCCAGAUCAUCCUGGGAGCAUUCCCCCUGAGGGUGGGCAAGGAGGGGAUCAUGAGAUUGGAAAGGAUGUUGCCACACAAUAUGUUGAGGGUUGGGAUUGGAUAGCUCCAGUAAGGGAUAGGAACACUGGUAUUUGGGAUGAAGUCUCAAUAUAUGUUAGCGGGCCGGUAAAAAUAAUUGAUCCACACUUGGUUUCAUCAUUUUUUGACCAUAACACGAGGGUAUAUUUGCAUGCAACAACUGAAUUGGAAAAUAAAAGUGCUUGGGUUGCUGAGUGUUCUUUGAAUAUCCAAGUGACAACAGAACUUGAAGGAAGCAUUUGCUUAGUGGAGCAUCUUCAGACUCAACAUGUUUCAGUCCCUCCUGGAGCACGUAUUCAGUAUACUUUUCCUCAGCUUUUCUUCUACAAGCCCAAUUUAUGGUGGCCAAAUGGCAUGGGAAAGCAAUCUCUGUAUAAUGUCAGUAUAACUAUUGAUGUGAAGGGAUAUGGAAAGUCUGAUUCAUGGGGCCAACUAUUUGGUUUUCGGAAAAUUGAGUCUCAUAUUGAUUCUGCUACUGGAGGGAGGUUAUUCAAGGUGAAUGGACAGCCUAUUUUUAUCCGUGGUGGUAACUGGAUAUUAUCAGAUUGUUUACUACGGCUUUCUGAGGAGCGUUACAAAACAGACGUAAAGUUUCAUGCAGAUAUGAAUCUAAACAUGAUUCGUUGUUGGGGUGGGGGAUUGGCUGAGAGGCCAGAAUUUUAUCAUUAUUGUGAUGUUUAUGGUUUGCUGGUGUGGCAGGAGUUUUGGAUUACUGGCGAUGUUGAUGGAAGAGGUAUCCCAGUAUCAAAUCCAAAUGGCCCACUUGACCAUGAUCUUUUCAUGCUAUGUGCCAGGGAUACUGUCAAGCUUUUAAGGAAUCAUCCUAGUCUCGCUCUCUGGGUUGGUGGAAACGAACAAGUUCCACCCCCUGACCUUAACACAGCUUUAAAGAAUGACCUGAAACUGCAUCCUUCUUUCGAGAACCAGAGUGAAAAUGCAAUGUCUGUGGAAGAUAUGUCCACAGUGUUCAAGGACCCUAGCCAAUAUCUAGAUGGCACACGCAUUUAUAUCCAAGGGUCCAUGUGGGAUGGCUUUGCUAAUGGGAAGGGAGACUUCACUGAUGGUCCUUAUGAAAUCCAAAACCCUGAAGACUUCUUUAGGGAUGAUUAUUACAAUUAUGGUUUCAACCCAGAGGUUGGUUCUGUAGGAAUGCCAGUUGCAGCUACUAUCAGAGCAACCAUGCCUCCAGAAGGGUGGCAAAUUCCAUUGUUUAAGAAGCUUCCCAAUGGUUACACAGAAGAAGUUCCAAAUCCCAUUUGGGAAUACCAUAAAUACAUUCCCUAUUCAAAACCUGGAAAAGUUCAUGACCAGAUUGAACUGUAUGGGAUUCCAAAGGAUUUGGAUGAUUUUUGCUUGAAGGCUCAACUUGUUAACUACAUUCAGUAUAGAGCUCUAUUGGAGGGUUGGACUUCCCAUAUGUGGAGCAAAUACACUGGGGUUUUGAUUUGGAAGACACAGAACCCAUGGACAGGUCUUCGAGGUCAAUUUUAUGAUCACCUCCUAGACCAGACAGCAGGAUUUUAUGGUUGUCGUUGUGCUGCAGAGCCAAUUCAUGUCCAGCUGAAUCUUGCUACAUUAUUUAUAGAGGUUGUCAAUACCAUGUCAGAGGAAUUGUCAAAUGUCGCUGUAGAAGCAUCAGUGUGGGAUCUUGAAGGUGCAUGUCCAUUUUACAAAGUUUUUGAUACCCAUUCCUUCCUACCAAAGAAAGUAGUUUCCAUUGGUGAGAUGAACUAUCCAAAGUCUAAAAACCCAAAGCCAGUAUACUUUCUUCUUCUCAAACUCUAUGAUGUGUCAAAUUAUCACAUUAUAUCCCGAAACUUUUACUGGUUGCAUCUUUCUGGUGGAGAUUACAAGUUACUGGAACCAUACAGGAAAAAGAGAAUACCUCUUAAGAUAACAUCAAAGACAUUUAUCAAAGGUUCCUCUUAUGAAAUUGAAAUGAACGUGCAAAACAAAUCUAAGAAACCUGAUCCCAAAAUUUUAACCUGCAAGAACAAUUUUGUUAGCAGACAUGGUGAUGGUGACUUCGAUAUGGCUUCACUUGAAACUACAUUCGAAGAAACUGAAGAGAAACAGAAUGCUGGUUUAUUUCAGAGACUUUGCAGACAAUUUUCCAGGGAAACUGAUGGUUUGAAAGUUGCAGAGGUAAAUGGAUCUGAUGUUGGAGUUGCUUUCUUCCUUAAUUUCUCUGUUCAUGCUAUGAAGACAGAUCACAAGGAAGGAGAAGACACUAGAAUACUCCCAGUUCAUUAUUCGGAUAACUAUUUUUCCCUAGUGCCGGGUGAGGAGAUGUCAAUUAAGAUCUCAUUCCAGGUCCCUCAAGGUGUCACUCCACGAUUAACGCUUAGAGGCUGGAACUACCAUAAUGGAUUGCACACUGUUCUUUGAGCUAGGCCUUGCAGUGAUCUCUGAUACCUUCCUUUCCGUGAUUGGAUUUUGAGGUUGUUCAUCUGCUCAAGAUCUCAAAGGCUGAUCAUGCUGUUGAGAAUUCUGGUUAUUCUGUAACAUUAUUUUCUUUUCUGCCUCUCGGUGAACCAAGCUUCAAUGGUGGUUCAAGAAUAUUGCAGCUUGUCCUGUUUCUUUGUUAUCUCCUCCCCAAUGUAUCCACUGUCUGAAAUCCGACUGGAAAUAACCUACAUGGAGAGCAGUUUCUAUUCAUGGGCUUUUCUCUUGGCAUUCUUAACCAGCUUCUUCAAGGUUGACAGUCUAGAGGCCAGCAAACUUGACAAGAAAGUGACUACCUGAACUUUGCAAGCUAUGGCUUUAUAUUCAUACAUAUAAUUAAUAAGUUUAUAUUUGACGCAUUUCAGAUAUUAUCAGUAAUUCAAAUGUUAUUAUUUCGUUAAUAUAUAAAUUUAAAAGUUGACAACUUUUAAAAAUAAA
Molecule: messenger RNA, 3610 nt
Organism: Theobroma cacao (cacao)
Lineage: Eukaryota; Viridiplantae; Streptophyta; Magnoliopsida; Malvales; Malvaceae
Product: glycoside hydrolase family 2 protein
Biological process (GO): carbohydrate metabolic process
Molecular function (GO): hydrolase activity, hydrolyzing O-glycosyl compounds
Source: RefSeq, a predicted model, not a curated record